This is a messenger RNA of Ziziphus jujuba (common jujube), 4136 nucleotides long. Its product is annotated as leucine--tRNA ligase, cytoplasmic. Gene Ontology annotation, molecular function: aminoacyl-tRNA deacylase activity; leucine-tRNA ligase activity; ATP binding. The record is from RefSeq and is a predicted model, not a curated record. Bases 333 to 3674 code for a protein of 1113 amino acids. Gene Ontology annotation, biological process: leucyl-tRNA aminoacylation. The transcript has 5 exons. NCBI's taxonomy places the organism in Eukaryota, Viridiplantae, Streptophyta, Magnoliopsida, Rosales, Rhamnaceae.
UUUCCCAAUAAAAGCUUCGCGUUUCCCCUACUCGACCUCCGCCUCCAUUCUACUCUCUCUCCGUCCUGCGUUAUCCGGCUGGUACUCUUUGGCGAACGACCGCCCGUGGAACAUCCAGUCAAGUCUCCUAUAUGCUGGUGCUGGCUGCUAUUGCUGCGAAGUGAUUUUGUCUACCUAGGACCAUAUUUGUGCUGCAAAGUAGUUUUGCACUAUAUCUAGCAUUGCAGCUGGUACUGGGACGUCAUUGGGUUGCAAUAUCGUUUACGCUUUCUGUAAGCCAAUGAUAUUAUGGAGUUCUUUCCUUUAAUUAUGAUUAAAGUUUGUAAUUUGGCAUGGCGAGGUUGAAGACUAAAAUACAGACAUUCCGUCUUCUAACUGUUGCAGCAAAAAGUUUACGUCAUUUUUCUGAUAUGGCAGCAGAAGGUGGAAAAAGCUUUGCUAGGAGAGACCUUCUCCUAGAAAUUGAGGCAAAGGUUCGAACUUGGUGGGAAACUGAACAUGUUUUCAGGGCUGAACCCUCAGAAAUGCCUCCUAGACCAGGAGAGAAGUUUUUCGGGAACUUCCCAUUUCCAUACAUGAAUGGUUUUUUGCAUCUUGGGCAUGCAUUCUCGCUUUCAAAGCUAGAGUUUGCUGCAGCUUAUCAUAGACUAAGAGGUGCCAAUGUGCUGCUGCCUUUUGCCUUCCAUUGCACCGGCAUGCCCAUCAAAGCCUCAGCUGAUAAACUUGCUCGAGAGAUCCAACAGUUUGGGAAUCCUCCUGUUUUCCCAGGUGAAGUGGAGGAUCAAGGAAGCCAAGAGCUGGAAGUAGAGGAUGCAAAUGUUGCCAAACCUCUGGAUAAGUUUAAAGGUAAAAAGUCCAAGGCAACAUCAAAAUCAAGUGGGCAAGCAUACCAGUGGGAGAUCAUGCGUAGUUUUGGCCUCUCUGACUCCCAGGUAGCAGAAUUUCAGGAUCCAUAUAAGUGGUUAGAGUUCUUCCCUCCAAUUGCAAUGGAAGACCUUAAGGCUUUUGGCUUGGGUUGUGAUUGGAGACGCACCUUUGUUACUACAGAUAAGAACCCAUAUUUUGAUUCCUUUGUGAGGUGGCAGAUGAGGAAAUUGAAAUCCAUGGGUAAGAUUGUAAAAGAUGUUAGAUACACAAUAUACUCUCCGUUGGAUGGGCAGCCUUGUGCAGAUCAUGAUAGGGCUACUGGUGAAGGAGUUCAACCCCAAGAAUACACCAUCAUCAAGAUGGAGGUGAUGCAGCCUUUUCCUCCUAAAUUGGGAGUGUUGGAGGGGAGAAGAGUAUUUUUGGCCGCAGCGACAUUGCGACCUGAGACUAUGUAUGGGCAAACAAAUGCAUGGGUAUUACCAGAUGGGAAGUAUGGAGCUUUUGAAAUCAAUGAAACAGAUGUUUUUAUUCUUACACCUAGAGCAGCGCUUAAUCUUGCCUAUCAGAAGUACUCUAGGGUCCCAGAAAAACCUACUUGCUUGAUUGAGCUGACAGGUUAUGACUUGAUUGGUCUUCAAUUGAAGUCUCCACUUGCAUUCAAUGAGGUCAUUUAUGCUCUUCCUAUGUUAAGCAUCCUUACAGACAAAGGUACUGGAAUUGUUACCAGUGUACCCAGUGAUGCUCCUGAUGAUUACAUGGCUUUGCAUGUUUUGAAAAUGAAACCAGCUUUCAGGGAGAAAUAUGGUGUCAAGGAUGAUUGGGUUUUGCCCUUUGAGAUUGUGCCUAUAAUCAACAUUCCAGAAUUUGGAGACAAGGCUGCUGAAAAAGUUUGUAUCGAUUUGAAAAUAAAAAGCCAAAAUGAAAAAGAGAAGCUAGCAGAAGCUAAGAGGUUGACAUACUUGAAAGGAUUUACGGAAGGAACACUGCUUGUUGGUGAAUUUGCUGGAAGGAAAGUACAGGAAGCAAAGUCCUUGAUAAGGAGCAGGCUUAUAGAAACAGGUGAAGCGAUUAUAUACAGUGAACCGGAGAAGCGAGUAAUGUCAAGAUCUGGUGAUGAAUGUGUUGUGGCCCUUACAGAUCAAUGGUACAUCACAUAUGGUGAGAAUGAAUGGAGGAAAUUGGCUCAGGAGUGUUUGUCCAGCAUGAAUUUGUACUCUGAUGAGUCACGCCAUGGAUUUGAGCACACUUUAAGUUGGCUUAACCAGUGGGCUUGCUCACGAACAUUUGGGCUUGGGACACGCAUCCCUUGGGAUGAGGAAUUCUUAGUCGAGUCAUUAUCUGAUUCAACUAUUUACAUGGCUUACUACACCAUUGCACACUUGUUGCACGAUGAAGACAUGUAUGGAACAGGUAGAUCUCCAGUUAGGCCCGAACAAAUGACAGAUGAGGUUUGGGAUUAUGUUCUGUGUGAUGGUCCAUAUCCAGAAUCAUCUGAUAUCACUUCAUCAAUUCUGAAGAAUAUGAAGGAGGAGUUUGAAUAUUGGUACCCGUUUGAUCUUCGAGUUUCUGGUAAAGAUCUAAUCCAGAAUCAUUUGACUUUCUGCAUUUAUAACCAUGUGGCAAUUAUGUCCAAGAAACAUUGGCCUCGUGGCUUCAGAUUGAAUGGACAUAUUAUGCUCAACUCUGAGAAGAUGUCCAAAUCAACUGGGAACUUUAGGACAUUGCGCCAAGCUAUUGAGGAAUUUUCUGCUGAUGCGACACGAUUUUCUUUGGCUGAUGCUGGUGAUGGCCUUGAUGAUGCAAAUUUUGUAUUUGAGACUGCAAAUGCUGCAAUUCUAAGGCUCACGAAAGAGAUUGCAUGGAUGAAAGAAGUUAUGGAGGCAGAUUCAUCCUUGAGGAGAGGCCCCCCUUCUACUUAUGCUGACUAUGUAUUUGCAAAUGAGAUAAAUAUUGCUGUUAAAAUGACCGAGCAGAACUACCAGGAUUACAUGUUUCGAGAAGCCCUCAAGACUGGAUUUUAUGAUCUUCAAACUGCCAGGGAUGAAUAUAGGUUUUCAUGUGGUUAUGGGGGCAUGAAUCAUGAUCUGGUAUAUCGCUUUAUGGAUGUGCAGACACGGCUUAUCUCUCCAAUAUGUCCACAUUAUGCAGAAUAUGUAUGGAGGGAACUUUUGAAGAAGGAAGGGUUUGUGGUUAAAGCUGGUUGGCCUGUGUCUGCUACACCAGAUUUGACCUUGAAGAGUGCCAAUAAGUAUUUGCAAGACUCGAUAGUUCUGAUGAGGAAGCUGCUUCAGAAGCAAAUUUCAGGUUCAAAGAAAGCCAACAAUAAGGGUGCAUCAGCUACAACGUUGACUGAAGACAAGCUGGUAGGAUUGAUAUAUGUUAAUGAACAAUAUGAUGGAUGGAAAGCAGAAUGCUUGAGAAUGCUGCAAAGCAAAUUUGAUGUUAGUACUCGUAGCUUUAGCUCAGAUGUGGAUGGGGAAAUAUUGGAGGCCAUAAAAAAUAGCUCAGUUUGUCCAGAUGUCAAUUUUAAGAAAACCCAAAAGAUUUGUAUGCCUUUCUUAAGAUUCAAGAAAGAUGAGGCAAUUGCACUUGGGGUCCAGGCUUUAGACUUGAAACUACCAUUUGGAGAGAUGGAUGUUCUCUCUCAGAACUUAGACUUAAUUAAGAGACAAAUCGGUCUUGAAGAGGUGGAAGUAUUGUCUGUAUGUGAUCCUGAUGCUCUUGCUAGAGCUGGUCCUCUUGUUAGACUAAUUGAACAGAACCCUCCAACCCCUGGAAACCCGACUGCAAUCUUCUGUAGCCGGUAAUUUGAAGUAUGAGAGAAACAUGGUGUAAAUCUUGCUGCAUGAAUGGCUUGUAGAGAGAGAAUCAACAAGAGGAUAUCUCACAGACCAAGUAUUAUGUCAUCUUUAAAGUGAAUGAGGGGAUUGUAACUUGUGCUUCUGGAGGUCAACUGGGCUGAAAUCUUUUUUCUUUUUGUGCUUGUGGCUUUACCGGUUUAGAACUUUUCUAAUAUUGGAGCUUAAAAAAUUUUAUCAAGUUAUUAUUUUCUUUGGGUUUGAAACUCCUAUACUAAUUUGAUUUUAACAUAUUAUAGUUGCGGUUGUUGAUUUGAAUCAGUUUGAUCUGUUGUUAAAAGUUUUGAAUUUAUGACAUGUAGUCGAUGUCUUCAAUUAUUUUGAGGGAGAAUUGUAAAGUUUCAGUUAAUUAGUUGGCUACUCUGACAAUCAAGUUUCUGAAUGGAAGUAGAAUGACAAGCUGGGUUUCCA